Molecule: messenger RNA, 552 nt
Organism: Didymodactylos carnosus
Lineage: Eukaryota; Metazoa; Rotifera; Eurotatoria; Philodinida; Philodinidae
Source: the annotation of a GenBank genome assembly
AUGACUCUUUGCCGAUAUGGAAGUCAAUAUUGCUAUAAAGUAAGCGACGAACACCAUAGAAAAUACAGUCAUACUGGACGCAAACAUCAAUCUACAUGCCGCCUAUUCCACGGCACAAAAUAUGAAAACGCCGAGUCCAUUCUACAGAAUGGUCUGCGUGAAUCACCUGACGGAAGAUUAGGUAAAGGUGUUUACCUCACCACUAAGAAGUGGGCACAUAGAAUUGCUGCUCAUCGAGGAAACGGCAUAAAUCUGUGCGUUAUUGAGCUCGAAGUAAAACUUGGUAAUGUGAAGGUUCUGCACGGACAACAAGAGGAUCGAAAUGGAACAUGGUCUCGCCAUGACCAUUGUGAUUCUUGCCGUACAACGCAUCCGGCAUGGCCAGGACUCAAACCAGAAAAACCUUUCAAAGAGAUAGGCAAUUUCACAGCCAAUGGAACAAUCCAACACUGUAAUCAAGUGUUGGCUAUCGGUAAUGGCAUGCAAGCGUUGGCCACGAGUAUGGCCGGAUUAGGUCAAGCAUUUGCCACAGCAUCUGCCGUCACCCUUUGA